AUGGCCGCGGUCCUGGAUGGCGCCUGUCUUACCACGCCAGCGCUGGGCGGCAGGAAUGGGAGCGCCGGGGUUGCCACGCCCGCUGCUUGCAACCAGAGCGCAGUGAAGCUGCCGCCGUACUCCCCCGAGGCCACCGCUGCCUUCGCCUCCAUCAUCACCUUCAUGAUGGUCUUCACCAUCUUCGGCAACAUCCUGGUGAUCAUCGCCGUGCUGACCAGCCGCUUGCUGCGGGGCCCGCAGAACCUCUUCCUGGUCUCCCUGGCGGCGGCAGACAUUUUGGUGGCCACGCUCAUCAUCCCCUUCUCCCUGGCCAACGAGCUGAUGGGGUACUGGUACUUCCGCUCCGCCUGGUGCGAGAUCUACCUGGCGCUGGACGUGCUGUUCUGCACCUCCUCCAUCGUGCACCUGUGCGCCAUCAGCCUGGACCGCUACCUGUCGGUGUCGCGGGCGGUCCGCUACAGCGGCCAGCGCACGCCGGGCCGCAUCAAGGCCGCCAUCCUCGUCGUCUGGCUGAUUUCGGCGGUCAUCUCGUUCCCGCCACUGCUGUCUGUGAACAAGAGCCCCGGGGGAGCGGAGCUGGGGUCAGGGCCGCAGUGCCAGCUCAACAACGAGCGCUGGUACAUCCUCUACUCCACCGUCGGCUCCUUCUUCGCCCCCUGCCUCAUCAUGAUCCUGGUGUACGUGCGCAUCUACCAAAUCGCCAAACGCCACACCCGCUGUCCGCCAGGGAGCAACGUCCCCCUGCCUCCUGCGGUCUCAGCCACCCCCGAGCACAAUGGGGAGGGAGCCACCAACCCCCAAAAAAUAUGUGCUCUGGGACCCCCUACCGUUCCUCAGCCACCCGACCCCAGCUUACCCGCCUCCACCCCCGCUCCUGCCCCGACACCCACGGGGCCCUCUCCUUCACCGUUCCCCUCCCUGCCCCCCAGUCACCAGCCGGAGGUGCCCCCCAAACCCAGGGAGGGCCAGAGCAGGAAGCGGAAGAAGAUGGUGGACAACAACAACGGCGGCAGCUCCAGCUCGGAGUCGGACGGGGAGGCGGAGGGCGGGCGUGCGGGUGCAGGGACCCCCGGCGCUCUGGGUCCCCCGGACGAGGCCCCCGGAGCCCGCGGCCCCGGGCAGGGCCUCAGGGACAUGGUGGUGACGCCGUCGGGCACGGCGCUGAUGGAGCAGCAGAAGGCCCGGCUGGAGGCCACGCCCAACAUGGCCCGGCGCAAGGCCGUGCUGAACCGCGAGAAGCGCUUCACCUUCGUGCUGGCCGUGGUGAUCGGCGUCUUCGUGCUCUGCUGGUUCCCCUUCUUCUUCACCUACAGCCUGAAGGCCGUCUGCCCGGAGGCCUGCGCCCUGCCCGAGCCCCUCUUCAAGUUCUUCUUCUGGAUCGGCUACUGCAACAGCUCGCUCAACCCCCUCAUCUACACCAUCUUCAACAAGGACUUCCGCCGCGCCUUCAAAAAGAUCCUCUGCAAGACCACAAAGGACACCCCGUUUUGAGCGGCCGGGUGAAAUAAUUAAAAAAUGUUUUUUUGUAUUUUAACUUAAAAGAAGAAAAAAAUCUGCAUCAUAAAUUUGUGACACUGCCGCGAUAUGUGAUCACGUACUGUACAAUCUCCGACAACCGUUGAGCAUUUUUUUAUUAUCAACAAACUUGUUGUGCUUUAGUAAUGGAAGAAGCCGCACUGCUUGCUCAUGUCUGCCUCUGCCUGACGCCCCUGUGACUCAUUCGUGAAUGGAUUGUGGUGGGGACGGGCUGUAUGUUUUUAUAUUGAGCAAGCAGUCGAUUCAAAUGAAUGCUGUGAUUAAUGAAGGCUUUUCUUACCUGGUGGGGUGGAAAGUGUCAGGAAAGGGAACCCCCCCUUUUUUUAAAAAAAUGAAAAGUGAGGAAGGCACAAGGUUGCACCAUUUUUUUGGAUUGUUGGAGGUUCUGGGCAUCAGUUAUGUCCACAGCUUGGACAGUUUUUAAUUGCGAGAGACCAUACAGCACUUAUUUUUUAAAGUUUCUACUAAAUGAAACAUCAUUCAAGCAAAUAUUUAAAAAAAAUUUAGGUUCACCUUCAGAAGAUUUUGUGGACAGCUUGGAACCUUAGGGUCUGCUUUAAAAAACAAAACAAAACACAAAAACUGUGUCCUUGCAGAAAUGCUACAGCACAACACUUAAGAGCUUAUUUUUUCUUAUUAAUAACUGUUUCUUGAUGAGGGUAUUCUGUGGAUUACAGGAUCUCUCCAACACCCAGCAGAAAUAUGACAUGUUCUCCCAUAAGUUAUUCUCUUUUCUGUACAAAAACAAAUAAUUUAUGUUGGGGUCAUAAAUCAAGUGGUUGACCUUGACCCUCUGGUAGGAAAGGCUGCAAAUACAUGAAGUGGCAGUUUGGUAAUUCAUAGUUCUCUGAAAGAAAGACAUUGAUUUGUGUGAAUUGUUUGUGAACAAUGUAUGGCUCUUUUGGUACCACUUUCUUACCUAUAGAACCACUAUUAACCUACCUGUAUUGUCUCUGAACUCAUAACACACACAAAAAAACGUUGUUGGAUUUUACAGGAACUUUUAAAUGGGGGGAAACAUUUUUAACUAGGUUCGGCAAAGGUAUGCUGAUUAGCCAGGCAUCAGUACAUUUGACCUUUCUGCUAAAUCAGAGUGAUCGACCCUGGACAAAUGAAAUAAUAUGCUCUAUAUAACCACUGUUGUUGUUAAGUACCGCUGUGUGUGUGUUUAUGCAUGUGAGAUUGCCUGUGUGUGUGAGAGAAUACAUUCUUACUGCUGUGUAUAUGAACCUGUGUGUGUCUGGGAGAUCACUUGCCUCAGUAUGUAUGUGUUUUUGAGUGAGUGUGUGAGUGCAGGCAUGCAUGCACUGACUCUGCAUGUGGCUGAGUGUGUAUGGGUGGGGGUAUUGCCUCCUUGUGCGUGUGUGUGUGUGUGUGUGUGAGAGAGAGAGAGAGUGAGUGAAACAUUGGUGCCUCUGUGUGUACGUGUUUAUGGGUGUGGGUGCGUGUAUAUGAACAUUUUUGCCUCUGUGUGGUUGCUGCAUUAAGUAUGUGUAACGUGUGCCGGCAGCAAUCCUGCUCUUCAUUAAAUCAGCUGGUGUACAAUGCUGACCGCUGUGGACCGAAUAUACACACGCUUUGUAUAAGUGAUGUUGUCACGUUCUGGUGCAUUUGCGUGUGUGUGUAUGCGUGUCUAUGUACACGUGUGCAUGCGUGUGUGUGUUUUCUUUGUUUAUUUGUGUGACUUUGGGGCAGCUGGUAUACUUUGCAUGAAUGGCACAAGAAAGCCUGUUCUUAACCAUCUACUGUUCAGUGGCCUGUGAUAAAGACCCCGUAUUAUCUUCGCAGCAAGUGGUCUACACCAUGUUUGGGUGCCUCUGUGACAUGCCAUAGGAAAAAACUGGGAUAAGUAUGUCACUUGUCCACAUAGAACCCUGAGAGGAGCUCCACUAAUCAUGGAGUAAGUUGGUAGGAAGAAACAG
Conger conger (European conger) is the source of this 3458-nucleotide messenger RNA. Its product is annotated as alpha-2B adrenergic receptor-like. Gene Ontology annotation, cellular component: membrane. The transcript has a single exon. The record is from RefSeq and is a predicted model, not a curated record. Gene Ontology annotation, biological process: adenylate cyclase-activating adrenergic receptor signaling pathway; platelet activation; regulation of smooth muscle contraction. Bases 1 to 1491 code for a protein of 496 amino acids. Gene Ontology annotation, molecular function: alpha2-adrenergic receptor activity. NCBI's taxonomy places the organism in Eukaryota, Metazoa, Chordata, Actinopteri, Anguilliformes, Congridae.